AUGUCCUGCAGAAUGUUCUUCGCGCUUCUUCUUAUUCUGUGCUCAAGCGCCGUCCUCUCUCACGCCAUGUCCACAGAAGAGCGCGAGAGAAGCAGAGUCAUACUCUUUGAACGAGGAGUGACGGCAGUGCCGUUCGAAGAAGAUAAUGGGACGACAUAUCAAAGAAGAGUUCAUUCAUUCCGUAUUCCUUCUCUUGUUGACGUGGAUGGUGUGAUGGUCGCCAUCGGUGACGCCCGUUAUAAUACGUCUAACGACAACUCCUUUAUCGAGACAGUGGUAAAGUACAGCGUAGACGAUGGGAAGACGUGGGAAACACAAAUUGCAAUCCAGAACACUCGUGUGAGUAACGUUUCUCGUGUGGUGGAUCCUACAGUCAUCGUAAAGGGGAACAAGGUUUACAUGCUUCUGGGAAGAUACAACAAGUCGACCAAUAACUGGAAUCAGCACCCCGAUGGCAAGGAUUGGGAGCCUGUGCUUUCUGUUGGUGAGGUGAAGAAGACAACGAUAAAUGGCAAGGUGAAUGCAACGAUUACAUGGAACAAUCCUGUCUCACUA
This is a messenger RNA of Trypanosoma theileri, 555 nucleotides long. Its product is annotated as putative trans-sialidase. NCBI's taxonomy places the organism in Eukaryota, Euglenozoa, Kinetoplastea, Trypanosomatida, Trypanosomatidae. The record is from RefSeq and is a predicted model, not a curated record. Gene Ontology annotation, biological process: oligosaccharide catabolic process; ganglioside catabolic process. Gene Ontology annotation, cellular component: membrane; cytoplasm; intracellular membrane-bounded organelle. Gene Ontology annotation, molecular function: exo-alpha-sialidase activity. The transcript has a single exon. The annotation marks the transcript as partial.